Mesorhabditis spiculigera is the source of this 780-nucleotide messenger RNA. NCBI's taxonomy places the organism in Eukaryota, Metazoa, Nematoda, Chromadorea, Rhabditida, Rhabditidae. The record is from the annotation of a GenBank genome assembly.
AUGGAUUAUUGCUGGAACUUCAACCAGGCCGGUGCUUCCCUACAUAACGCUUUUGACAAUAUGGCCCUGAUGGAUCAAGCUAGGAAGAAGAUUGGAGACAAUACAGCCAGGGUAUGGCUUGGCGGGUAUUGGAACGGUACCUCCAUUAAAUGGGAUGACAACUCGGCGCCUGAAUAUAAUAAUCUUCAAAAUCCCAAUUCCGGCUACCUGGUGCUCCGAUUAUCGGAUGGAAAAUGGGAUAUUGUGGAGAGUGGUAGCUAUGCGACUGCUUGUAUUGGACAAGAUCCUAAACCGCAACAAGUCUUUCCCUGUGAUGACGAGUGGCUGUACUCGGCCAGGUUAAAGAGUUGCUACAAGUUAAUCGGCAACUUCUCGGGCUUCACCUGGCCACAAGCGCAUCAGAGGUGUCUAUCUCUUGGAGCGGAUCUGACGUCAAUCCAUUCUGAUGAAGAGAAUCGGAUCGUUGUCGAAAUGGCCGACACCUUCCUCGACAUCCAAGACGACUUCUCUAAAUGGACCACGGCGUGCACAUGGAUUGGUGGAAAACGAACGGGACCCGGAAAGACUGACUUUGUCUGGACGGACGGUACCAAAUGGGACUACACAAAAUGGGCCGAUAAUCAACCGGAUAAUUAUGGUCCUGAAGGGCAACCGUGGGUCCAGAUCUACACGACGCGGCACAACGAGUACGGGGAUGUCGAUUCGCGCUACCUAAACAAAUGGGACGACAUCUACGACAAAAACGGCUACAAUGCCGUGUGCAAGAAACCGGCGAAAUUU